Messenger RNA from Cuscuta epithymum, 1196 nucleotides. NCBI's taxonomy places the organism in Eukaryota, Viridiplantae, Streptophyta, Magnoliopsida, Solanales, Convolvulaceae. The record is from the annotation of a GenBank genome assembly.
CUUUGACAAAGCGUCUCCAACACCACACAUCACCGGAGCAGCAAGUACGAAGUCGCUGGAGUCGUCGCCAGAAAUCGCAAAAGGAGAUGGACUAUUACGGGAUAUAUGUUAAUAUAUUAAGAAUAUAUUAUUUUAAUUAAGGAUGAUUGCUUUUUUAUUAGGAAUAUAUCUCUAGUUGGUAGUUUCCUUCUAGGAAUAUAUAGUUUCCUUUUCUCUUUGCCUUGUACCGAUCGGUUUUAGCUAUAUAAUAGCGCCGAGCUUCAUAAUAAGAACAUGAGAAAAUCCUCUUAAAAUUAUUCUUGUUAUUAGUUUAAACUUGUUAUGGUAUCAGAGCACUAAAACGAAGCUAUGGCUGCCGGCGACAAUGAUGAAGCCGGAGGUACUGGACAGAGCCGGACAGAUCACACCUCUCCGUUUUAUCUUGGGCCACAAGAUAGACCGGGUGAUUUUAUCACUCCGGUACGAUUAACCGGUGACAAUUAUGAUGCUUGGGCUAACGCGGUGCGGCUGUCCUUGAGAACAUGCCGGAAGUACGUGUUCGUUGAUGGGACGAUUACGGGACCAGUUGCUCCAUGGACGCAGGAGGACUGGUUGACAAUACAGUACAUGAUUGUUUCGUGGCUUCUCAAUACAAUCUCGCCUGAGGUUAAGUGCACACUUUCUCAAUACGAAGACCCUCGUGUACUGUGGAAUGACCUCCAGGAGCGUUACUCUGCUGUGGACGGUCCGAAGAUACCCCAGGUGAAGACCGAUCUUGCCAAAUGCACUCAAACACGCGGGAUGAACGUGGGUUCAUAUUAUGCUAAAUUAAAAAUUCUUUGGGAUGAAUUAAAUAAUUAUGAACCCAUCAUCACAUGUACGUGUGGAAACUGCAAAUGUGAUGUAGCUAAGCAAUCAUCCUUAAUUAAUAUAAUAUAUUCUUAAUAUAUUAACAUAUAUCCGUCCGUAUUAACAUUUAAAUGUGGCCCGAGCUUUGAGAUUUCAAGCUCAUCUUCCUUUAACUUUUUGGGGAGAAUGCGUUUUAACCGCUGCCCAUCUUAUUAAUCGAACCCCCUCGUCUGUGAUUAAUUUCAAGACUCCUUAUGAAGUACUUUUUGGUCAACCACCAUGCUAUAAAUUCUUGAAAGUAUUUGGAUGCCUGUGUUAUGCAUAUAAUCUGAGGUCCAAGGGUGACAAAUUUGCUAGUAGAAGCCGGA